UUCAUGUCUGUCUGUCAUUUAUUUUAUUAGUUUGCGUUUUCACUUUCAUUCUACUGUGUAAUAUACCGUGUCCGUGAAUUAUCUGCAAUAUUCAAUUAAAUGUAAUGUGACUAGCUGAACGCGAGUGAAAAUGUUCAAGAAACUCAAAGACAAACUAGCUGAAGAAGUAAAAUCUUCUCCACAGAGGAUUCAGCAGUUCGCGCAGGCUGCUCAGGCUGCAGUUACAUCAGCAUCCAGCAGCAUUUCGGACAUAACAAACAAUGAUUUGUUUUCCAUUGGGGAUAAUGAUAGUCAGCAAAGUCGUGCAGUCAAAUCGUCCCCAAGCGAUUUCAAAACUACAUUCCAAGAUGUUUCCCUUGGUCAAGCUGCAUCCAUGCAAACCAGCACAGAUUCUAUGGACUUUGUCUCUAGUCAAGACUUGACCGAGAAUCAAAGACAAAGAAGACUUUCAAACAGUUCAUUUGCUAGUGAUGUGUCCUUCAGAUUGCCUAGCUAUGAAACUCCAUCUAUGUACCACUUACAGUCUGAUAUGGAAGUAUCUGCCAGUGAAGCGGAAGAGCGUGGUUUCUCUGGCGGCAAUGUCAGCCUCGACCGCGUCACGAAAGAACAGAUAUAUGCCGCGUAUAGACGUACGCAAGAGCGAUACACUAAAUAUCGAACACAGUACGCCGAUUUAGCGCGACACUACAAACUUCUGGAACGAGAAAACGCAAAAGCAAGGAGUGUCUUGGUAGAAACUCAGGAUAAAGCAUUGAGAAGAAUAUCAGAAUUGAGAGAACAGUGUACAUUAGAACAAAGUGCAAAGGCACAUUUGGAAAAAGCACUGCGCGUUGAAAUAGAGGAGAAAAAUUUGAAAAUAGACACUUUGAAUACAAAAAUAAAACUUCUGCAGAGUGAUUGUCAAGACCAAGAUGAAAAUAGGAAUACAGCAGCAGCAAAUGAGAACAAUGUCCAAUUGAUCAGCUUUGACAGUGAAAGUAAUCAAACAGCUGAUGAAUGUAGUAACGUAAAUGAGUCCACAGAAACAGUAGCAUUGAAUACUAAAAUCGAAAAAUUAGAAAAAUUGCUUACUAAAUACAAAGAUUCACUUAAAUCUACAAAAGAGAAAUGUGCGCAAUUAACAACAGAAACACAAAUUUUUGCUAGCGAGUUGGAGUCAAAAAAUAAAGAAAUUGAGCAACUAAAGGUCAAAGUAGAAGAAUUACAAGAUGCUAAAAAACAAAUUGAAGAACUGAACUAUCACAAUGAAGAAUUACAAAAUAAAGUAAAUACAUUUGAUUUUAACAAAAAUAAGGAAAUCACUACUCUUGAAAUAGAUCUCCAAAAAGCGCAAGCUGAAAUAGCUCAACUUCAGAGCAAAAUUGAAGUAUUUACUAAACGUGAAGAAGAAUAUGCUAUUUCUUUAGCAGAAAAUAAACUAAGUAUUCAUAAAGAACUCGAGAACAAAGAAACAGAAAUAAAAUCUUUGAAGGACCGUUUGACCGAGAGCAAUCAGGAAGUUCAGUCACUAAAUAUUGUAAUAAAUGAUUACAAGAAUAAUAUUGCGUCAUUAGAAAAUGACACAUCCAAACUCAAAAUCGAAAUUCAUGAACUUAAGUCAAUAAAAUCGAAAUUUAUGGAUUUAGAAUCCCAAAUAGAAGAACUCACACAAAAGUGUCAAUCUUUAGAAAAUUCGAAAACUAAAGCAGAUGAAGAGUACAAGUGUCUUCAGUUGCAGCUGAAACAAGAAACCGCAGAAAAAUUGGCUAUGAUUGAUAGAAAUACUUAUUUGGAAAACCGAAAUUCACAGUUGUCUGAAGAAAAUACGAAGAAGACAUCUCAAAUAAGCAGUUUAGAUAGUGAAAUGCAAAAAUUGAAAAAGGAGAAGGAAAAUAUUGCUGAAGGAGACAGUUCUCAAAAAGUUAAAACUAUGGAAGAAAUUGAAAUUUGGAAAAAUAAAUGUAGUGGACUUGAAUCGGAAAUCCAAGAAGAAAGAGAUGAACUAGUAAAACUACAAUCUGAGAUUGAAAAAUUACUGGCAAAUCAUGAAUCAAUACAAAGACAGAACUUAGACCUGAAUAAACAAUUGAAUGACUUGAAAAAUGAAAAUCAGAUAUUAUUGCAACAACAAUCGGAUAAAUUAAAUAUUAAAAAAGUUUGCAAUAACCUUCUUCUUCAAAUAAAUGAUUUGAAAGAAGAUAUUUCUCUUACUGCUCAAGACACAAAUUCGCUUAAGAAAUGUAAUUUAAGUGAAAUGACUAAAUUAAAAGAAAGUAUCAAUGAGUUUUUACGCAAUAUACCUCAAACAGAUGAGAUUAACAGACUGAAAGCUGCGUUUGAAGAACAUAAAAGCCUCCACUCUUCUGCACGAAUUGAAAUAAAGCAGAUUUCACAAGAACUUCAAGAUGUUUCAGAGCUACUGAAGUCGGUGAAAGAAGAAAACAGCAGACUUAAAUUGGAAAUAAAUGCCUACGAAUUGCAAACACGCGAAAUGGAGGAAAACAUAAUUAAAUAUAAUGAAGAUUGCGAGCAAGCUACAGAAAAAUUAAGGUAUGCUAAUGCAGAUAAGCAAGAACUGGAGGAUAAACUACAACUGUCUAAUGUGAAAUGUCAACAACUUCAAAACACAAUUGACCACAAUAUCAAAGAAUACUCUAUAUUAAAACAAGAAAUAACCAAUAUGGAUGAGAAGAUCAAUAGUUUGGAAAAACACAGUGUAAUGCAAAGUACUGAAAUUAAAUCUUUAAACGAAAAACUAGAAGACAGUGAUCACAAAUUAAUAAAAUUGCAAGAAGAAAACAAGUCAUUAGAAGAACAAUUAGAAGUGUCUAAUGUCAAAAGUCAGGAGCACCAAAACAUAAUAGACCAAAAUAUUAAGGAAUGCUCUACGUUAAAACAAGAAAUAGCCAGUGUAGUUGAAAAGCUAAAUAAUUCAGAACAAGACAGAGUACUGCAAAGUACUAAAAUUACAGCCUCGAAGGAAGAACUAGAAGACGCAAUUCAUAAAUUUAACUUUUUACAAGAAGAAAACGAAGCCUUGCGAAAAGAGUUGAAAAACUGUGAGAGAAGUCAAGAACAAACUGUAAUAUUACAACAAAAUAUCACAGAAUUGACUCAAGAAAAUAAUUCGCUCAAAAGACAAACUGAAGGAAUUGCAAACAAUGUGAAAGAGCUUGAAAUUGAGCUAAGCGAAGUACGUAAAUCACAUAUGGAAAUAGAAAAUGAAAAAGAUCACUUAAACUCGAUUAUAGAACAAUUAGAAAGUAAUGAAAAGGAAAGGGAUCGGUCUGACAAAGACACACAAACUGCUAAUACAGAUUCUAAAGACGAAGAAGAAACGUCUGUUGUAAAGGUUCAAUUUAAUGAACUAUCGCAACAUGGUCCCUCAGACAAUACGUCGAUCGAAAAUACAGACACCUAUCGGUCUAUAAUACAGGACAAUGAUUUACUAAAAGAAGAAAAUAAACGUUUACAAUCAGAUGUGACAGGGCUUCAAACAUACUUGGCUAAAAUAUCCAAGGAGAACAGUGAGUUAAAUGAUAAAUUGCGGGAGUUCAUUGCGUCGAGUGAAAACUCGCCUGACAAAAACGAAAUGCUUUAUCAAAAUAUGACUGAACUAAAAAAUGAAAUAGAGAUGGGGAAAGAAAAACUCAAUGAUUUAAUUAGAGAAAAUACUUUGCUUGUAGAGGAAAACUUAGAACUGAAGGAUCAACUUAAUUCUCAAAACUACGUAAAUCCGUCAGCAUUGACUGAAGACAAAUUGAAAGAUAGAGAAUAUUUCGCUUUGAAAGAAAAAUACACAAAUGUAUUAGACGCAAAUAAUUCUUUAGAAAACAGGAUGGUCGAAUUAGAAAACAUGAAUAAAUCAGUCACUGGAAGUAUGAUGCAAAUGCAAGAAAAUAAUGAAAAACUGAGAUUAUCUAAUGAGAAAUUAGAGAGACGACUAGACGAGGCUCUUGUAAGCUUAAGACAUUUACAUUCCCUACAAGAAAAUACAGAACUAGAGUAUUUGAGAAACAUACUUUAUGAGUAUCUUACUGGUACUGGUGCACAUUCCGUCACAUUAGCUAAAGUAUUAGCAGCAGUUGUUAAAUUUGAUGACAGCCAAACUCACAUGGUCCUUCAAAAAGAAAAAGAGCGUCAAGGAUUUUUACGGCAAUUGGGACUUCUAUGAUACCAAGUUGCACUUAGCAUGCAGCAUACACAAAAACUACGAUAGUUAAUUAUAUAAAUUUAAUUAUUAUAGUUAAUUGUAAUUUGUAUCAUGUAAAUAGGGAUUUAUUUAACAAUAAUAAUAUUAUGUAAACAGAACUAAAUAUUUUUACUCUAAUGUAACAGCAAUGGUUACUUUUCUGUUGUAAGUAGUUAUAUACCAACAAAAUAUAUUAACAAUCAUGUUAUAAUUUUGAGUUAUUUAUUUAAAUUGAAAUUAUUUUUAAUAGAACCUGUUAUAUACAGGUUAAGGAUAUUUAUUUAAACUGAGUGUCUUAAAGUUACUAUGCAGGGCUACUAAGUAGGUAUCACUAAAAAUAAUGGUUGGUACCUAUAGGCACAGCCGUUUUCGCACUAGAUUCUCCCAUCCGAACCAAGUACGUCAAAUGACGAACUGAUGACAGAUCCGGCCACUUCGGAUGACAGACUCGCAUCGGAUAAGAAUCGUAGUGCGAAAACAACCCUAACGUACGACAUUUAACUAGUGAGAACAAACAAUCAUUAAAUGUGAAAAUUAACGAUACUUAACGACUUUUAACAUUACUUGUUUAUGAUAAAGUUUAGAUUUUUACCUUUAAACAAAGUAAAUUUUUGGUAUUGGUAUCAUUAACAAAUUCAGGGGUAAAAUAAUUUUUUUACUAAAAUUCUCAGAAAUACCGAUUUAUUCUACGCACAAAGUACACACCACAAACAAAAUGGUUAUACACAUACAAAAAAUAAAUUAUUUUAUAUCUUCAGUUAUUUAGAAAACAAUGUUAUAGAUAUAACGAGACCCUUAAAGCAACAUGGGAAAAGAGUAGUCAUAUGCAGGUGUUCCCAUAGAUAGUGUUGGCACAUUUGUGCAAUCAGAAACUAUUUCUAUCCUAGCAACUGAUCUUGUCAGAUAUAAAUGUUAAGACAAAGGACAGCAUCACAGGACAGGUGAUGUACACACAUAGCCUCCUUUGUCUUUAAUAUUGUCACCGUCCUGACGCCUUGUAUGUAUGAGAGCCAUACAUACCUGUCUGUAUCUACCCUAUGUAGCUGUCCCAUAAAUAAUGGAACAAACAUAAGUGAAGAAGAAGUCAUCAUUAUGAAGAAGAUAUCUUACAUAAUGAUGUAUAUUAAAGGUCAUCCAAGUUUUUUAAUGCUGUAGCUUCAAUUCAUAUAUUUUUUGGAUCUUUUUUGUGAAUUAGAAUAGUGUAUCUAUCUGACACAGUUAAUUGUUUAAUUUACGCGCCUGCAAAAACCAGCCAGGUUUUUAUUUUUUGCUGAGAAAUAAUGCUAUGGCUUGCCCCCAUUCACCGGAAGAUCAUAUUGAGGAUCUGAGCAGACCACAACUCUUCCAUAAAUAUUGUUAUAGUCAAACAUGUUUCUAUUUGUAUAAAAUAUAUUCAAAAAGUUAUAAUUAAAGUUAUUAUAAUAAUAAUAUAAUUUUUAAUUUGUACCUUAAUGUUAAUAAUUAACUAGUGUACUUGUUAACAACGAAAUUAUCAGUGUUCCCAGAUACAUUAAUUUUGUUUUUUUUUUAAUAUUGGUAAUAAUAUUAUAGAUACUAUGGAUACUAGAUUUUUAAUGUAUAAUUCAUUUAUUAAAUAUACACUUCUCAUCAAAAAAAUCGAAACACUUCCGUUUUCAUUGUUUCUGUCCGAAUUUAACACAAAAAAGAAUUCAUACGAUGAAAAAAAAUACAUAAAUGUAUAGCUGGCAGUUUGGCCAUUACAGUAAUAAGCGAAAAUUCUAAAUUCAAAAUUAGAAUUUCAUUUGUUUAUCUUAUAAACGAAAUGAAUCACUGUUUUGAGACAAAUGUGUGUUUAGGGUUGGAGUACAUUUAGCGUUUAAAAACUAAAAAUUGGCGCCUAUCCUUAAACUUUUUGUUUUUUAUUUCAAUACUGUGACUUUGGGACGUCUGAAAAAAGGUUUUUUUUCUAAAACGUAUGGAUACUUCGCCCACAGAAGCCGCCCAAGUUGUGGCAUUGCUGGAUUCUGGCCUUAGUCAGCGUGUUGUGGCUGCAAGACUGCAUCUAAGCCUGUCAUCUGUUCAUAGAGUCUAUAAACGUUAUCGGGAGACUGGUUUGUUCACGCGCCGUUCAGGAUCUGGCAGGAAUCGGGUUACUUCUGAGCGAGAUGAUCGAUUUAUUGUAACAACUUCUUUAAGAAAUCAACGCCUUAACGCUUUUCAACUGCAGCAGCGGCUUCGUGUUGUACGAAGGGUGGCUGUAAGUGACUCUACAAUUAGAAGAAGGUUGAAGGAUCGUGGACUGGUACCGCAUAAGCCAGCAAAUGGGCCGAAAUUAACUGCAGACCAUCGAAGAGCGCGCCUUAACUUUGCACGUGAGCACCUAAAUUGGUCAUACCUACAGUGGAGCAAAGUUCUCUUUUCUGAUGAGUGUAAAAUUAUGCUGUAUGGUAACGACGGAAGGAACAAGGUCUACAGAAGAGACGGAGAACGCUAUGCACAAUGCUGCAUUGAAGAAAAGGUCAGCUAUGGUGGCGGUUCGUGGACGGUUUGGGGAGGAAUCAGCGCCGACGGUAAGACAGAGCUUGCUUUCGUGUCUGGGCCACGUCUGCCUGCACUAAACUGUCAUCGGUACGUCGAAGAGUGUCUCGAGCCUCAUGUGAUGCCCUAUGCACAUUUUAUUGGCAACGGCUUCAUAUUCAUGCACGACAAUGCUAGGGCUCACACCGCGGGCGUCGUACGACAUUAUCUUAACGAAGUCGAUAUCUCUAUUAUGGAAUGGCCAGCAAGAAGCCCGGACAUGAAUCCCAUUGAACAUCUGUGGGAUGAAUUAAAGAGACGAAUUCGAGCAAGAGAUCCUGCCCCAGAAACACUUAGCCAGCUGCAAGAUGCAAUCUGGAAAAGAAAAUCUGGAAAAGGAAUGGGACAAUAUACCACAGCAUGUGAUCGUGACUCUCAUCCGAUCGAUGAAGAACCGUAUGGAAGCAGUAAUUAGAGCUCGGGGAGGGAAUACAAGUUAUUAAAUAAACGUUUUUUAGCUUUUUUUUUUCAUUUACGUGUGUUGUUUUAUCCAUUUCCUUUAUACUCCAUACGGAAUAAAAAUGACUCAUUUAACAAAAUACGAAACCUAUGAAAAAUUCAUUUAAAUUUAGAACAUUAAGAUUUGAUAAGCUCAUAUUACUCACUAUUAAACGACAUUUAACAUUUAUUCCUAAAUGUACACAUUUUUCUGAUAAUCCUGACAAAACGUAAACUUGCAAGGUGUUUCGAUUUUUUUGAUGAGAAGUGUAUUUAAAACAUUAACUUUUAUAGCUGUUGUAAAAGAGAAAUAUACCUGUAAUUAAAUCUU
Messenger RNA from Pectinophora gossypiella (pink bollworm), 7478 nucleotides. It is a transcript of the gene Golgin245, whose product is annotated as golgin subfamily A member 4. NCBI's taxonomy places the organism in Eukaryota, Metazoa, Arthropoda, Insecta, Lepidoptera, Gelechiidae. Bases 131 to 4153 code for a protein of 1340 amino acids. The record is from RefSeq and is a predicted model, not a curated record. Gene Ontology annotation, biological process: Golgi vesicle transport. Gene Ontology annotation, cellular component: Golgi apparatus. Gene Ontology annotation, molecular function: small GTPase binding. The transcript is spliced from 8 exons.